ACCUACAAUGGCUGCUACACCAAAACCCUUGAAAUCUUGCACCCCCAUUUCAGUUUCCAAGGUGAGGGUCAUCGUCAGGGUCAGGCCCUUCCUCGCACACGAAACCUCAUCAAGAAACGGCGACCCCAUUUCGUGCAGCUCCGUCCUCGACCAAGAUUUCGAGUCUCCGCAGGACGAGGUUGCCGUUUAUCUCAAAGACCCACUAACCAGCCGGAAUGAAUGCUACCAGUUGGACUCGUUCUUUGGGCAAGAAGAUAACAACGUGGGUCAGAUAUUCUGCAGAGAAGUUAGUCCCUUUGUUCCGGGGAUCUUCAGUGGAUGCAAUGCCACUGUGUUUGCUUAUGGGGCUACUGGAAGUGGGAAGACAUAUACUAUGCAGGGAACCGAUGAACAACCUGGCUUGAUGCCACUGGCAAUGUCCAUGAUCCUUUCUACUUGCCAAAGCACUGGCAGGACAGCACAUAUUUCAUACUAUAAAGUCUACAUGGACCGAUUCAUAAAAUCACGUAUCACACUUGAUGCGUUGAAAGCUAAGAUCCAAAGAAGAAUUUCAUUACCACAACCACAUUCAGUUGAUCAACUUUACUUUCGGUAUCCACAAGUGGUAGGUGAAGGAAUGCUUCAUUUCCGGGCUGUCAAGCUGACCGACGAUGAAGAUGUUCAUGAUUUCACCGACCCAGAGUAUAGACAUGCACUUGACCAUGUUGACGUCGAGUACUCUACUGACAGCCUAUUUGAAGGCAUGACUUUCAACACAAAGGAGGAAGUCCAACAUGUUCUAAAUGCAUACCAUAUAAAGAAAGAGGUCAAUGUAUUGGACAGGGUUAGAAUACAUGUAAUAAAGGAACAACUUUUGGGGAAGGAACUCUUCAUUGAUCAGUAA
Messenger RNA from Cajanus cajan (pigeon pea), 883 nucleotides. NCBI's taxonomy places the organism in Eukaryota, Viridiplantae, Streptophyta, Magnoliopsida, Fabales, Fabaceae. The record is from RefSeq and is a predicted model, not a curated record.